This is a messenger RNA of Amphimedon queenslandica, 1408 nucleotides long. Its product is annotated as group XV phospholipase A2-like. Bases 86 to 1330 code for a protein of 414 amino acids. The transcript has 4 exons. The record is from RefSeq and is a predicted model, not a curated record. Gene Ontology annotation, biological process: lipid metabolic process. NCBI's taxonomy places the organism in Eukaryota, Metazoa, Porifera, Demospongiae, Haplosclerida, Niphatidae.
AAAAAUCAAAAUAUUUAUAACAAUUGUAAUAAUUGACCGGUAGACUGCCCUCCUCCUACUGAUCUGAUAUCAAGUUGCUUGGAAAAUGUUGUGUUAUAUUCCUACAGUUUCUUCCUUCUUCCUCCUUAUCCUCUCACUCAGCAGCAGUGUCAGUACAAGCUUCAAACCAUCAGAUAAACCAAUACUGAUCAUCCCUGGUAUUAUGGGUAGUCAGUUGUGGGCACGUCUCAAUCGUACAUCAGUGAAUCAUCCUCAAUGUUCAAAGACUUCAGAUUGGUACAAUAUUUGGCUGAGUCUUGAACAGCUAGUCUAUCCUGUUGAGGAAUGUGCUUCUGACAAUAUGAUGUUACAGUUCAACCCAAAUACCAGCCAGUUCUCUCCUGUUGAUGGUGUUAAUAUCACUGCCCCUCAGUUUGGUAACACCUCCACUAUUGAGUUCCUUGACCCUGACCUCCAUUCUCUUGAGCCAGCUGCUACCUUCUAUGCCAUGGUACAAUACUUUGUUGAUAACUAUGGGUACACUAGAGGAGGGACUCUGAGGGGAGCUCCCUAUGACUGGAGAUAUGCAGCUGUUGGUUUGGAGUCCAAUGGUUAUUAUGCUAAGUUGAAGGAUCUAAUAGAAGAGAUGUACACUUUAUACAAUAACCCAGUGACAAUAAUAGUCCACAGUAUGGGGGGACCUGUCUCACUGUACUUCCUCACACAAGUGGUGACUCAAGACUGGAAAGAUACUUACAUUAAACAAUACAUUACACUUUCUGCUGUUUGGGCUGGAUCUGUUAAAAGCAACCAAGCCAUUAUCUCGGGUGAUAAUGAAGGAAUAAUUCUUGAUCGACCUAUUUGGGGACGAGCGAGUCAGAGAACAUUCCAGACUACAUUGUGGCUCCUCCCUCCAGCUGGAGACGUAUGGGGACCUAAUAAUACAAUAGUGUAUGCCCCCACUGGAGAAUAUAGUGCGUAUGAUUAUGAGAAACUGAUGGCUGAUGUUGGUUAUACUAAUGGGCCUGCUAUGUAUCGGCUAAUUAAAGACAAAACUUCAGAGUUUCCUGCCCCAAACGUCACCACAUACUGCUUCUAUGGACUGGGUAAAGAGACCCCCUAUAAGCUCCACUAUGAUCCUGAUAACUUCCCUAAUUCACCUCCCAAAGUAACCACUAUUGAUGGAGAUGGUACAGUCCCUAAUAUCAGCCUCACUGUCUGUGGCAGGUGGAGCAAGCAGCAGGUCCAUCCCGUUACCCUCCGAUCCUUCAGUCCAGUGGAGCAUGUUCACAUGGUCAAGAAUAAAGAUGUGAUCGAUGCAGUUUCCAAAAUCAUAAUUGCUGAUGACUAAUUUAUCAUUAUCAUUGUUAUUUUUAAUUUUAGUUUGUAAUGGCAACCUACAGUUAGGAAGAUUGAAGUUUCAAUUAAA